CCUGUACUUGGUGGUGAAUGGUUUUGAGAGAAAAUGAUCCAUUGUGUCUCUUUACUUCUCACUGGUGUGAUAAUGUCAAAGGUUGUGGGUUCAUGAUCAAUUCCUGCUAAGACUUGGUGAAGAGAUCUGCUAUGGAGAGAACAUAAGUAAAGAGUCUCUGUCACCAACAUGAGUUGGAGCUUUCUCACUCGACUAUUGGAGGAAAUCCACAACCACUCCACGUUUGUGGGGAAAGUUUGGCUGACUGUGUUAAUUAUUUUCCGGAUCGUUCUGACCGCAGUGGGAGGUGAGUCAAUCUACUCAGAUGAGCAAACAAAGUUCACCUGCAACACUAAGCAGCCUGGCUGUGACAACGUAUGCUACGAUUCCUUCGCCCCGCUGUCACACGUCCGGUUCUGGGUGUUCCAGAUCAUCAUGAUAUCCACUCCCUCCGUCAUGUAUCUGGGUUACGCCAUCCAUAAGAUCGCCCGUACCUCGGAGGAGGAGCGGUGCAAGAACCAGAUUUAUCAAAAGAGGAAUCGCCACAGUCGGUGGAGAAAUGGACACCACCUACAGGAGGUCUUGGAGGAAGAUGAUGCAGAGCCAAUGAUCUAUGAAGAAGACACGUUGGAUGAGCAGGAGAUCAAACCAGAGACAGACAAAGGUAAAAUCCAAGAUCAAAUGAAGCAUGAUGGCCGCCGUAGGAUCAUGCAAGAAGGCUUGAUGAGGAUGUAUGUGCUUCAGCUUUUAUCCCGUGCCAUCUUUGAGGUAGGGUUCCUCAUGGGUCAAUAUCUCCUUUACGGCUUCCGUGUUAACCCUUCGUAUGUCUGCAACAAGAUCCCAUGCCCGCACAGAGUAGACUGCUUCGUCUCACGACCCACCGAGAAGACCAUCUUUUUACUCAUCAUGUAUGUGGUGAGCUGUCUUUGUCUGCUGCUCAAUGUUUGUGAGAUGUUCCACUUGGGGAUUGGUGCCUUCCGUGACACUCUUCGCAAACGUCGAAGCCAUGGUCAACAACCUCCAUACGGCUACCCUUACUCCAGGAACAUUUCUAAUUCUCCACCAGGAUACAACCUGGUGGUUAAAUCUGACAAACCAGGUCGCAUUCCCAACAGCAUCAUCCUACAGGACCAGAACAUGCCCAGAGUGCUGCCUGAACAGCAUUGCACAAGUCCUGAUGAGAAUAUUCCCUCUGACCUGGCUACACUGCACCAUCAUUUACGAGUAGCUCAGGAACAACUUGACAUGGCGUUUCAGACAUAUAACACAAAAAACACUCAGAUCUCCAGAGCUAGCAGCCCUGUGUCUGGUGGCACAAUGACAGAGCAGAACCGGGUCAAUACAGCGCAGGAGAAACAGGGAGCACGACCGAAAGACAGCACUGAGAGGGCAGGGACAAUAGCAAAAAAUGGAAAGACUUCUGUGUGGAUUUAACUCUUAUCUGACUAGUCAUGAACCAUUAUCCUCCAAAACAUGUUUAGUUAGUGAGGGCAUGACUGAACUCAUUAUGUACCCAAGUUUUGUUGAACAUUAAACAAAACUGAAGAAUAAAUAUAUUAUAGAAGGGUAGUAUUCAUUUAUGAAACUCUUUAAAUUGCUUAACUGUGUUCUCCCUUCCUCAGAAUAAUGACUUAUGUGCUUCUGUACGUAUGUUGCAUAUAUUAAGUGUGACUUUUCUCUAAAUUCCAAUGCAUGCAAGUGUAUUGACCUUAUUGGAAGUCUGUCAAACAGUUUAGUCUUUAAUGGAUCAUUGAUUUAACUAUAAGGUCUCCUCUUUUGUUCUCCUAUUAUUCUUAGGCUAUGUUCACAUGACAACGAUGUAGUCAAAAACGGAAAAGUUUUUCCCUUGUGUUUUUAAAAAGUUUCACGUAUACACAACAACGUUUUCGAAACGAUUCGCGUUUACCCAUAUACGCGAAAGUGGCCAAAGACGCUGUAUUACGUAUGCCAGGCCAGUAGUUGGUGCUCUCACCUUGUAAGUAAACAGUACCUGUAGGGAAGUGACGAUAAUAUGAUGUAUAUGAUGCGUCUCUGCUGUUGGUUGCAGG
Molecule: messenger RNA, 2027 nt
Organism: Cyprinus carpio (common carp)
Lineage: Eukaryota; Metazoa; Chordata; Actinopteri; Cypriniformes; Cyprinidae
Product: gap junction gamma-1 protein
Biological process (GO): cell communication
Cellular component (GO): connexin complex
Source: RefSeq, a predicted model, not a curated record